Molecule: messenger RNA, 738 nt
Organism: Vanrija pseudolonga
Lineage: Eukaryota; Fungi; Basidiomycota; Tremellomycetes; Trichosporonales; Trichosporonaceae
Exons: 3
Coding region: 1-738 (245 amino acids)
Source: RefSeq, a predicted model, not a curated record
AUGCUCUCCAACGUCGCAGGCGACUGUCUGGCAAGACUCCUGAAGACGAGCUCUGUCAAUGACGACUCUGACCUCGACGGAUUGAGAGAUGAUGGUCAGAGAUCGUUUGAAGGCUUGCGAGGAGUAUUGCAGCAGUACAUCUACUCAACAGAACCGCCGGCAUACACCGAUGUCGACGAGCUCAUGAAGUCGCUCGAUCCAUUCACAAGGACAACAGUCGCACGCGGAGACAUGGACCGGGCGAUCUGGCUCACCAACUUGGCAACCUUCGUGUGGACAAUAACGUACCCCGAUCUCGCUGCCAGCCUUGCCGAUGCUGAAGAGGCGCAAGGAGAUAAGGGCAAGGGCAAGGCGAAGGCAAUCGCCCUGUUGAGCCCCGAAGACAAGAUUCGGAGGCGCAACGGUGUCCUGAUCGACGCAUGGAAGAAGUUCUGGCUGGCCAUGGGUGACACGAGUGUCGAUGCAGCGUUGUCAUUGUGGCUGGACUUGGCGACUCUUAUUGUCCUCACGUAUCGCCUGCCAACAAUAGACCCAUUUACUGCGCCCAAUACAGCGCUCGCCUCCCCGCCAGAGGAUCUCCUCCAGCAAUUGUUCUCCGCAGACGCAUUGCAAGAGUUUGGCCACUUACCGGUGGAUUACGACGCAAGGCAGCGAUGGCAAGCGGCAGCGGAAGAGCGCCGAGAGGAGGUGAGGGUCAAAUGGGCUAGGGUCGCGCUGACGACCGCAGCUUGCAUCUGA